Cydia fagiglandana is the source of this 1977-nucleotide messenger RNA. Its product is annotated as metabotropic glutamate receptor 1-like. The coding region runs from base 1 to 1977 and encodes 658 amino acids. Gene Ontology annotation, cellular component: postsynaptic density membrane; plasma membrane. Lineage: Eukaryota; Metazoa; Arthropoda; Insecta; Lepidoptera; Tortricidae. Gene Ontology annotation, biological process: G protein-coupled glutamate receptor signaling pathway; regulation of synaptic transmission, glutamatergic. The record is from RefSeq and is a predicted model, not a curated record. Gene Ontology annotation, molecular function: adenylate cyclase inhibiting G protein-coupled glutamate receptor activity; G protein-coupled receptor activity involved in regulation of postsynaptic membrane potential. The transcript is spliced from 9 exons.
AUGGCAGCGUUCCGCGAGGAGGCGCUAGUGGGCGGCGUGUGCGUGGCGCGCGAGGAGGGGCUGCGCGCCGCGCCCGCGCCGGCCGAGGUAGAUGCGGUGCUGGAGAGACUGGCGCGGGGCCCGCGGGUCGCUGUGUGCUGGUGCGAGGGUCGGACAGCGCGCGCGCUGCUGGCGGGCAUGGCGCGGUCGCCGGCGCGGCGGCUGCGGCUGGUGGGCAGCGACGGCUGGGCCGACCGCGGGGACGUGGUGGCCGGCCUGCAGGCGCCGGCUGACGGCGCGCUCACGCUGCGCAUCCGGUCGCCCUAUCUUGCCGGCUUCGACACUCACUACCACAAUCUGCACCCCAGGAACAACACCAGGAACCCCUGGUUCCAGGAAUUUUGGGAACAGAAAUUCAACUGUUCGUUAGCAGCGAACCCGCCCGUUGGAGUUCAAGCCUGUACUGGCACAGAGUCGCUAGCUCGCGGCUACUCACAGGAGCCGAAGCUGGCGCUGGUGGUGCGCGGCGUGUACGCGCUCGCGCACGCGCUGCACGCCAUGCGCGCGGCGCGCUGCGGCGCCCGGCCCGGCCUGUGCGCCGCCAUGCUGCCCUUCAACGUGUCGCUCUACCAGGCGUACCUCCAGCGCGUGCGCUUCACUGCACCCGACGGCGCGCAGGUCGCCUUCGACGAAAACGGCGACCCGCCGCCCGAGUUGAGUGAGUAUGACGUGAUGAGCUUCGAACGCGCGCCGGGCAAUGCAGAGACGGGCGCGGCCGGGGACGAAGAGGGGGAGGUAUGGCAUUACGUGCGUGUGGGCCGCUGGCGGCGCGGCCAGCUGCAUCUGCGCGGCGGCCGGCAUGCGCCCGAGAGGCGUGCAGCGGGCACGGAGGCGGUGUGCUCGGCGCCGUGCGCGCCGGGGCAGUGGGCGCGCGCGGCGGGCGGGUCGGAGGCGGGAGGCGCGGCGCGGCGCGCGCCGUGCUGCUGGUCGUGCGUGCCGUGCGCGCCGCUCGCCGUGACGCGCGCGCCGCCGCUCGCCGGCUGCCGGCUCUGCCCGCCAGGACACAGACCCGAUGUGAACAGGAAAUCCGCGCUGGCAGCAGUGGCGCGUCCUGCGGCGUUGCCGUGCGCGCUGGCGAGGCUUGCGGCGCCGGCACUGGGCGGCGUGUACGCGGCUGUGCUCGCGCGCACCGUGCGCAUCGCGCGUCUGGUCGCGGGCGCCGAGCGCGGCCAGUCCGUGCCGCUCCUGUCCUCGCGCGCGCAAGUGGCCAGCUGGGGGGUGCUGGUGACGCCGGGCGUGGUGGCGGCGGCGUGGGCGGCGGCGCGCUGGCCGCCGACGCCGCGCCUGCUGCACCCGGGGCGCGCGCGCGCCGUGCUCGCGUGCGGUGGCGAGCGCGCGACGGCGCAGCUGCUGCCGCUGGCGCCGGCGCUGCUGCUUCUGGCUUGCUGCGCAGUUGCCGCGAUUCGCACUCGCCGGUUACCGCAUAACUUCAAUGAAACGAGGUUCAUCGGCGCGGCGACAUACACGACAGGCGUCGCGUGGCUGGCGAUGUCGGCGCUGUACGUGGCGCUGGAGGCGCGCGCGGUGGCGCUGAGCGCGUGCGCGUCCCUCUGCGCGGGCGCCUGCGUGGCGCUAUCCCUCGGCCCGCGCGCCUGGCUCUGUCUGUGUCGCCCGCAGCGCAACACGCGCGCGCACUUCCUUACGAACACCUCCAUAAGAUGCCACAUCGGGAAGUACCGCCCUGCGCCCGCGUCGGACAGGCGAGUCUCGCAACCACAUUUGGCCUCUUUUAAACAAGAGUUCCGUGACACGGGUGUGCAGACGGCAGGGUGGUCAGAGGCGGAGGCGGGCGCGGGCGCGGGCGCGGGGAGCUGGUGCGCGGCGGCCGGCGUGUGCGCGCGCGUCACGCGCUCGGCGCCGCCCGUCGGGGGGGAGGAGGGGGAGGUGGACGUCGUCAUCACGCUGCUGCACCACCGACACGCACUGCCCGGGCCGUAG